ACCCUAAAAUGGAAAGGAAGCCGGGUAUCGUCAAUAUAGUCGUCAUGGCAGAUGGCAUUCCUGUGUCAUAGCAACCAAAAACAAGUAAACUAGUUCCCCAGAGGAAAAACUGCGCGGCACGGCACAGACGAAAUGCACAAAUUUAAGAGAAAGGUUUACCGCAAAUAUGAAGAUUUCAUACGCCCUCAGACCCACAAGGAGCCAGAUGCCCCGAAGCCCAUAAAUCUGUCAAUUGAUGACUUCAAUGCGCGCGGCGAAAUUGCCAAUCCCCGAGCUCCAUGCGUGGUGACCACCAUCGAUCCAGACUACAUAACCGACGCCAGUGCGCAGCGAUUGGCCAAAAAGUUCCGCAUGAAAACAGAUGUUUUACUGCUGCGUGACAUCACGCGGAACCGAUUCAUGUACUAUGCCACGCAGGAGAUGUUCCUAGACAGGAAACGCGAGAAGGAGCACCAGGACAGGCUGUACGAGAAGGCGGACAACUUUCACAAGUUUGCUGAAGAAUCGCUCAAAAAAAUGGAGGCGGAGGAGUUUAAGAAAAUGCUGCAGGCCCAACAGAAGCUGAAGAUGCUGAAGGAGAACAAGGUGGCCGACGAGCUUAACGAGGUGAAGCUCGAACACCAACGUGUGCUAAUGGAGGUACAGGAAGUCUACGGUCGCUUCCAGUACCUUCUCAAGCUAAUCAGCUACUUCGACGACACGGUGGAUGAGCUGGCAGAGGAAGGUCCGGAAAGGGAUAGGCUGACCAUGCCCAAGGAGAUCGUCUGCAUGGAGAUCAGCGAGCGACAUCCAGCCGGCCUGGAACAGGUGCAGCAAGUGCAGAGCUAUAUGGAGAAAGUGGUCAGACCUUACCUCGCCAAGCGGAAUCACUUGGAUGCGGACGUUUGGAUUCGGGGCUACGAAAGGAACCGGCUAAAGGUCUCCAACUACAACAGACGCUUCACCCAGCUGGCCCUGCUCAACCACAUCGUGAGCAUACUCCACGACAAAGCCCAAAAAACAUUCGAGCGCAAGGUGACGGCCAACGUUUUUCUAAAGGACCCAGAGUUCCUGCAGCGUCGUGUGGCUGGUCUGCAGCAGCGCGCCACCGAGUUGUUGAGCGUCUACGAGCAAAGCUACUGCAAAGACAAGCUGAACAUAAAGCUUAACAGCAUUGUGCCUGUAAUCCUGAGGCACAUACAGAACAAAGUGCAGCCCGAACAGAAAAAGGAGGAGCCGAUGCUGGCGCUGAAGCCCGCACAGAAAUCGUCGAGGCAAUGGCGCACUAUGGAAGACAUGCAGGCUCCUCUGGCAGCCGCCCAGUCAACGUACGAGGAUGAACAGGACACGACCCUGGCCAAGGUGGAGAAGAUCCAAUCCUACGUUAUGGAGCUACUGUCCCAGCUGGACCGCCUUGAGCCGAGUAAGCUCCGAAGCGUGGAGCAGCAAGUUCGACGCCGCAUGGCUGCGGAGAAGGAAAUGUCGAGACGGGCACUGGUCAAGCAGAACCGCCUACACAACUGGAUGGAGCACUUUAAGAAGCAUCAUCGCUUGCAACUGCAGCAGCGACGCAAGAACAAGCUCUAACUCACUCACUAACUCACUCGAUUUCAAUAUACAUAU
Molecule: messenger RNA, 1602 nt
Organism: Drosophila subobscura
Lineage: Eukaryota; Metazoa; Arthropoda; Insecta; Diptera; Drosophilidae
Exons: 7
Coding region: 133-1566 (477 amino acids)
Source: RefSeq, a predicted model, not a curated record